CGAAUCCCCAUUUGGGAGGUCGACUUCCGUAUUAAUCAUUCAACUGGCCAUGCGCCAGAAACUAAAAUUGUCAGCCUCUAGCUCUCUGGUCAGCCCACUGCAGGAAAGACACAAAUGUCGGCGGUGGUAACUCCUAUCUUAAAUACCCCAAAAUGUACUCCUUCAGAACGUAUACCAUUAUCCUACUCGCCGGAAUUUUCUCCUACCUUACUUCCACUGCCGUUGCGGUUCCAGCUGGUCCAGUACCAAAGACAAAGGAGCAUAUGGGGGUUGGUAUAAAUUUACCCAAGGAGCGAGCUGACCCCGAUGACCUACCAUUGGCAAAGCGCGGUGACGAGAGGGAGACUUAUUCUCCAACAGGAAAAGGACAUGCCGACGCCGAAGUUAUCUCACCAUUCGCAGACACAGAAUUCUAGUUCCCUUCUGUACACCGCCAGGCUUAUACCGCGAAUGAUUUGGGCUGUCGAAAUAUUAUGAUUGCCUACUAUUCUUUACGAAUGCAUGUGAAGCGCU
Somion occarium is the source of this 513-nucleotide messenger RNA. The record is from the annotation of a GenBank genome assembly. Lineage: Eukaryota; Fungi; Basidiomycota; Agaricomycetes; Polyporales; Cerrenaceae.